AUCUGACUGCGUUGCGGAAGCAUGCACGUAGCCAGCAAGGCUAAAUCGUCAGGCGUAUCAAUCCAAGCUGCAGUACAUGGCCUAAUCCAGCCAGAUUCUGGCAGAUGACAAGUACUGAGCAGAGUCCGGCGCCGGCGAGUGCUGUUGAGCUGCAGCGGGGCGUGAGUCUGUCCAAACAGAGAGAGACAGGUCAUCAAGGCUAUACGGUGGACACUGGUGGUGUUGCAGCCUGUGCAACAUGAAGAUAUGUUGUUUUGGGCAUCACGCAUCACGCAGCACACGCAUCAGCCUCUUCCACCCUCCUAUUUUUUGCUAGCUUCCGGACCCACCGCCCUUGCUAUGGACGGCCACCAAAAAAAACACCCCCCUCUAAGGUCGACAGAAAGUAACAAAGCAACAGUAGCAGCAGUAGCAGCACAGCCCGUAGUCGAGCGUCGAGGCGACAAGUCACAUCACAAGGUUCCGCAGAGCAGCAGGCGAAACGCGACAACGGCAGCGAAUGAAAGUGGAGCGCAUCGUUGGAUGUUUGGGGGAGUGAAGGGAGGAGAUGUUUACGAUUUAGGAAGAAUAAGAAUAAUUAAUUAUGGAACACAGACGCGAAGUAGUAAGUACCAGUCAUCACGGGAAGAGCGUUACCCAAGACAUGGGCUAUACAGGGGUCAGGGAAUUGGCUUGACCCCCCCCCUCCCCUGGUUCCCUGGUCCCCCUCCCCUGGUAUGCUCUGGGCUCACGAGGCUAUGACGUUGGAUUGGUGAUAUUCUAAUUUCUGAAACGAGCAAAAAUUCAGCAGGGAUAAUACGGCUAGUCUGCCGCGACAAGUGACUGACUGACU
Molecule: messenger RNA, 832 nt
Organism: Pseudovirgaria hyperparasitica
Lineage: Eukaryota; Fungi; Ascomycota; Dothideomycetes; Acrospermales; Acrospermaceae
Exons: 1
Coding region: 247-741 (164 amino acids)
Source: RefSeq, a predicted model, not a curated record